ACUCGGACGGCGCCGCCAAGUUCCUGAGCCACGUCCCUUAUGACGAGACCUAUGACCCCGAUGAGCUGGACCCCGACAUGCCCGACUUCGACGCCGACGUGAAGAUUCCGGGGCGUCACUACCCCAAGCUGCCCUACGGACACCCGUUCCACACCCACAACGCAGGGGGCGCCUCCCUCCAUGGCCAGUCCUACCAACCCGGACACGCGAGCGGCUCUCAGCAGGCCCACGGUCAGACGGGGCACUGGUUGGGCCAAGGCUACUACCCCGACCAGAGACCCGCCAGCCCAGGGCGCGACCAGGGGUUCCAGUCGGAUCACGGCGACGACCAGGACUACUACCAGAACAAUCAGCUGUACGACCAGACCCAUCGCAAUGGCGGCGCGGGGUACGGCCAAGGGACGGGUGGCGGAGGCUGGCGGAAAGACGAGGACGAAGAUGAUUACAACGACUUCGACGACGACCACGACCCAGAGGAAGACAGCCAAGUGUCAGCCACGCAGAUGCCGACAGGCCCGCAUUUCGACAGAUCGCUCCCUCGCAGCAUCACGGUGCAGGCGGGGAAGACGGCGAGGCUUGUGUGUCGCGUCUUCGACAUCGGAGAGACAUCGGUGUCGUGGAUCCGGGUGGGAGACCUGCACAUCCUGUCGGUCGGGAAGUACAAGUACAGCACGGACAGCCGCCUCUCCGUGGUCUUCAACGAGCCCGAGCAGGAGUGGGUGCUGCAGAUCGCGGGCGUGACGGAGAGCGACGCGGGGAUGUACGAGUGCCAGAUCUCGACGAAGCCGGUCCUCAGCUUCAUGGUCAGCAUGGAGGUCGUAGCUGAGGCCUUCACCACGACGCCCUUCCCGAAGCUGAGCGACGUAGAGGAGCCACAGGUGAAGCAGUCGCAGACGGAGCAAUCAGUGCCCAGCGCGACCAUCGUGAAUGGACCGGAGAUCUUCGUGCACCGCGGGUCCCUCAUCAACCUCACGUGCAUCGUCGACCACACCACCGAGCGCCCUCUCUACAUCGUAUGGUACCACUACAACAAGAUCGUCGACUACGUGGGCAUGGGGGGCGUGGUGGUGGUGACGCAGUCGGGCCCCAACACCAUCAGCCACCUGCUCGUGAGGGACGCCGGCGAGUCGGACUCCGGGAAGUACACCUGCAAACCCUCCAACGGCGAGGAGGCGUCCGUCACGCUGCACGUGCUCAAUGGCGAGCACCCGGCGGCCAUGCAGACCAACACCAGCACGAGGAUCAUGACGUCUCUCGCCAGCCUGUUCGCGGCGGCCUCCCUCGCCGUUGCCGCCAUCGCCGUGGCCUGCGCCUGCUAGAGUCCCGCCGCCUUCGAGUGAGAGAGAACAGGGAGAAGAACAGAUGAUCAAGGACUUCUUUGUGUCUGACUUAUCACUGCGCAGGAUCAUAUUUUGAACAUGACGUACUGGUUCUUGUCCUUUGCCCUCGCUCCACCGAAGCGAGUCCGUAGGUGUCAAGAUGUAUACUCUGUUGUUAUUCGGUGGAGGCACAGAAGGUGUAUUAACAUUUUCCUUCAUUGGUGCUACAGAUCAAAUAUUUUGGUCCUUUUUUCAUUUUUGCAUACUUGAAGACAGAUUUCCCCUUGCAAGAUGCAGGGAAUGUAUCCGAUUUUUGUUGUUUUUUGGAACAAAGUGCCACAAGUUGCUGGACAUGAGGAAGCGCCAGCCAAAGUGCUGCCGCGAGUGCAUAGUAUCUGGCCUCUUGGCUGUUCAGUAUUCUAAAAAGUUAUAUCAAAAAUAAAAUAUAAAAAUCUGUUGGGAAAAAAAUGUAAAAUGAAGUUUAUUCACAAAGAAAAAUACUCGCUCCUACAGUGUCUGUCAACGUGUUCUUUAAGGAGACUUAAUACUGUGAAAUUCUUCCGGGCCUUUUCUCCUCUCGCACAGAGGUUUCCGAAUGGAAAGCAGCAACAGGUCUUUUCAGAAAGCUGCAUAUAAAAGCUUUCGUCUGAACCCAGCGCGAAUCCAGAUUUGUUUUUUAUUCCCUAUUCUGUUUUCCAUUUUCGGUCUUAUGACAGAAAGCAUCACAAGAAGAGGGAUGCCUUGUGCGUGGCGCGACUCGAGACGCGGAAAGGCGCCGCUCCUCUCCGGGCAAACUGACGACGGUUUUUGUACAUAGUGAAACGUGACUUUUUUAUCAGGAGUAUUGUUAUUGUUCUUCAGCAUAGCAAGGUACUUCAUGCGGUCAAUGUGUUCAGUCAGAAUGUUCGACGAAGAAGCCUUUCCUCGGCGCAGUCCUCGGCCUCUCCCCCAUUGCCACGUCACAGAAAUUGGAAACAAAAUGGCGACGAUUCGCGGUCUUCCUCUUUCUAAGAUUUAUUUCGAUGUACAAGGAAAUCUAUUUUUACAUUUGCAUAUUUCUCUUUUCUUCUACGUAAUCCCAUUGCCUUUGUUCUUCACUUCUUUAUUGUAAGAUAAGAUAAGGAGACUUGUUAACAUAUUUAUAUUCUCGUAUGUUUAUGUUAUAUUGCAAAAUAUUGUUGCAUUAUUUUUUCAGUUGAACAUGCAACGUUCAUACGUUUGUGGAUAAAGGAAAACAUUGAAAUUAAAAUGAAAAGAGAGCUGGGGAGACAAGGAUAUAGGAAUAUAGGAAGAUACAGAGAGAGAGAGAGAGAAAGAGAGAGAGGGAGAAAGGGAUAUAGAUAGAGAGAGGGAGGGAGGGAGAGAGGGAGAGAGGGAGAAAGGGAGAGAGGGAGAGAGAGAGAAAGAGAGAGAGAGAGAGAGAGAGAGAGAGAGAGAGAGAGAGAGAGAGAGAGAGUGAGCAAAGCGGGAAGAAAGGGGAAAUAAAAAAAGGAGUUGUGAGGAACGUCGCCAGAGCAAUCGUCAGAUAAAGGAUUAGGAAUGCUUGUAAACGCAGGAAUGUAUCGCCAUAGAAGAUGGAGAGAGAGAGAGCCGAGAGGUUCGGACAAGAAUAAAUGAAUAAAUAAAAAAAUGAUGAAG
Penaeus indicus is the source of this 2957-nucleotide messenger RNA. RefSeq lists its product as uncharacterized. The record is from RefSeq and is a predicted model, not a curated record. Gene Ontology annotation, cellular component: neuron projection membrane. The coding region runs from base 78 to 1319 and encodes 413 amino acids. Lineage: Eukaryota; Metazoa; Arthropoda; Malacostraca; Decapoda; Penaeidae. The transcript is spliced from 6 exons. Gene Ontology annotation, biological process: synapse organization.